This is a messenger RNA of Oreochromis aureus, 2153 nucleotides long. It is a transcript of the gene slc35b1, whose product is annotated as solute carrier family 35 member B1. The transcript has 9 exons. Gene Ontology annotation, biological process: UDP-galactose transmembrane transport. Gene Ontology annotation, molecular function: UDP-glucose transmembrane transporter activity; UDP-galactose transmembrane transporter activity. The record is from RefSeq and is a predicted model, not a curated record. Gene Ontology annotation, cellular component: Golgi membrane; endoplasmic reticulum membrane. Bases 540 to 1520 code for a protein of 326 amino acids. Lineage: Eukaryota; Metazoa; Chordata; Actinopteri; Cichliformes; Cichlidae.
CGUUUUCUUUGCAGGAUUGGAGCGGAGUAUAUUAAACACGUUAUUAUGCCUGUAUGACUCACGGUAGUUUUAUUAAACUUGACAUAAGCGUACAGGCUCAGGUGCUGUCAGCUAAUGGGUCCUUUUAGAAGAUAACUUUUCCUGACGCGAUCGCUUUCUUCCUGCUAAUUGCAGGUUUUAAUUUUCCAAUGAAAACCCGAGCGGCACAUCCUUACUGUUUCUCGGGUGUGAAAAACGGGAUGCUUUUAAUAUAGCAGCUGCACAGCUAGAAGGCACUUCUGUCUGGGGUGAUAUAGGACAACCAACUAUGGCAUGAUACUCGAAUCUCAAGACAAGAGUUGGAAAGCUCCGGCAAAUAAGAUUUACUGCGAUAUAUCAGCAAGUCUUCCAGCUGGUGCAUAAUCCACAGCCAACGUAAACACGCGAGCGCCAUUUCCGGGCUCGUGAUAGCGGCUAUAGUGGAGCGAGAGGUCGGAGCGAGAGGAGCGGGGAGUGGAGCGGUGGUGUCGGUUAACAUUCCCGGUGUGGUCGACGACGGCAUGGCAGCGGGAAAGGGAGCUGGGAAGCCCGCCUCGCUGUGGGACAAUAUGAGGUUACGCUUCAUCGUUUGCUUCUUCGGAGUCUUCGUGUGCUACUUUUAUUACGGAAUAUUGCAAGAGACAAUCACUCGAGGUGAUUAUGGUCACGAGAAGUUCAGAUUCGCCCGGACGCUGGUCUUCAUCCAGUGCAUCAUCAAUUGUGUCUUUGCAAAGAUCUUGAUCCAGUUUUUUGAGAGCUCCAAGCCAGAUCACACGAAGAGCUGGCUCUAUGGCCUGUGCUCGCUCUCUUAUCUUGGAGCUAUGGUGUCCAGUAACUCUGCCCUUCAAUAUGUCAACUACCCAACCCAGGUUUUGGGGAAAUCCUGCAAGCCCAUACCAGUGAUGAUCCUCGGUGUGACAAUACUGAGGAAGAAGUAUCCACUGGCUAAAUACCUGUGUGUGUUGCUGAUUGUGAGCGGUGUUGCUCUUUUUCUCUAUAAACCCAACAAGAGCUCUGCUGUUGCUGAUGACCAUAUUUUUGGCUUUGGAGAGAUUCUGCUGCUGGUCUCUCUGACAUUGGACGGUUUGACUGGUGUGGCCCAGGACCACAUGAGGGCUCGCUUCCAGACGGGUGCGAACCACAUGAUGCUGAACAUCAACAUGUGGUCCAGUCUGGUGCUGGGACUAGCUGUGUUGUGGACAGGGGAAGUGUGGGAAUUCCUGAGUUUUGCAGAGCGCCACCCGGGCAUCUUGUACAAUAUUCUUCUGUUUGGAAUCACCAGUGCUUUAGGACAGACCUUCAUCUUCAUGACAGUUGUGUACUUUGGGCCUCUGACCUGCUCCAUUGUCACAACUACGAGGAAGUUCUUCACCAUCCUUGGCUCUGUUAUUUUGUUUGGCAAUGUAAUGACUACAAUGCAGUGGGUUGGCACCAUUCUCGUAUUCCUCGGUCUUGGAAUGGAUGCUAAAUUUGGCAAAGCCCCCAAGAAGACUACACACUGAAACAUCUGGUGCACAUGAGGAAAAAAAAAGAAGAGAAACACUACAUUGGAAACAUUCUAUAGCCAGUGUAUUAUUUUCACAAGACAUCAUGUACAGGCACACUAUAUGUGCCUAUGACUUGUUGAACUAUGGUCAGAUAUUUAACUGCAUUUAAAAGAGAGUCAUUGUAGUUUUCAACUCCAGCUUCUGUUGUGUACAGUUGAUAUACUGAAGAGAUGCAUUACAUGGGAUCAAGUCCAGAAUCAGCUGCGAUACAACUUACAAUCCUUUUUGUGGAAGAAUUUGAACUGGCUGAAGUGCACAGGUGUAAACCUUAUUUUAUUCAGACAAAUCUUUAUUGUUUCUGAAACCAGCUCACCUGCCUUGGAUUGAUGUUGAACCAAACAAGGCCUUAGAAAUACAUUUCCAGCAGUUAACCCAUGAAAUUACACCAAAUGGUUUACAAAUGGAUGCUUGAAUGUGUGUAAUUGUAACAUUUAGUUUGUCUGAGAAAACAAUUAGUUUAAUGUCCUUUAUGAAAAUUUAGACGGUUGUAUGUUGCCUGUUGUCUUAUGUCCAGUCUUACUAUUAAAUUGUAUUUACUUUUAUUUUCUAAAGUUGAAAAUUACUUGCCAUAAAAGGGAAAUUAUUAUA